Messenger RNA from Chelonoidis abingdonii (Abingdon island giant tortoise), 4725 nucleotides. The record is from RefSeq and is a predicted model, not a curated record. NCBI's taxonomy places the organism in Eukaryota, Metazoa, Chordata, Testudines, Testudinidae.
GCUACCUCACUUAACAUGAUCAAGACCGUCUGCAACUACUGUGAUUCUCAAGAAAGAAGAAACUUUCAUUUGACAAGAAUGAGACUUGAGAACAAGAAUCAGAAUCUUCUCUGCAGCUGGCCCACUGAUGCUGGACUCCAUUCGGCAGGAGCUGAUUUUGACAUGGUAGUAAAAACCUUCAUGGACAUGGACCAGGACUCGGAAGAUGAGAAACAGCAGUAUCUCCCUUUAGCCUUGCAUCUUGCAUCUGAAUUCUUCCUCAGGAAUCCCAACAAAGAUGUGCGUCUCCUUGUAGCAUGUUGCUUGGCUGAUAUAUUCCGAAUUUAUGCUCCAGAAGCGCCAUAUACAUCCCAUGAUAAACUUAAGGACAUAUUUUUGUUUAUUACAAGACAGUUAAAAGGCUUGGAGGACACUAAGAGCCCCCAGUUUAACCGAUACUUUUACUUAUUAGAGAAUUUAGCUUGGGUUAAAUCUUACAACAUCUGCUUUGAGUUGGAAGAUUGCAAUGAAAUUUUUAUUCAGCUUUUUAGGACUCUUUUUUCAGUCAUAAACAAUAGUCACAACCAGAAGGUACAAAUGCACAUGCUGGAUUUGAUGAGUUCUAUCAUCAUGGAGGGUGAUGGAGUAACUCAAGAGCUCCUGGACUCCAUUCUCAUUAACCUCAUUCCUGCACACAAGAACCUUAAUAAACAAGCAUUUGAUCUUGCAAAAGUCUUGUUGAAAAGGACUGUCCAGAUUAUUGAAGCAUGUAUCGCCAAUUUUUUUAACCAGGUUCUGGUACUGGGAAAGUCUUCAGUAAGUGACUUGUCAGAACACGUAUUUGAUCUGAUACAAGAGCUGUUUGCCAUAGAUCCUCAGUUAUUGCUGUCUGUCAUGCCACAGCUUGAGUUCAAACUGAAGAGUAAUGAUGGAGAAGAGCGCUUGGCUGUUGUUCGACUUCUGGCUAAACUAUUUGGCUCUAAAGAUUCUGAUCUGGCAACACAAAAUCGUCCUCUUUGGCAAUGCUUUCUUGGACGGUGAGAAAACAUACAGACCGACUUCAGAAUUUUUUCCUGAGAGGCGCUGUCACACUGCAUGAUCCAUCACAACAGACUAAUUAAGGAUUUAACAGAGUACUUGAAGGUUAGAUCACAUGACCCGGAAGAAGCCAUUCGACAUGAUGUCAUUGUUACAAUUAUAACGGCUGGGAAGAGAGACCUUUCUUUAGUCAAUGACCAGCUACUUGGCUUUGUAAGGGAAAGAACUCUAGAUAAACGGUGGCGAGUAAGAAAAGAAGCUAUGAUGGGGCUUGCCCAGCUAUACAAGAAGUAUUGUCUUCAUGCUGAGGCUGGCAAAGAUGCUGCAGAGAAAGUGAGCUGGAUAAAGGAUAAACUUUUGCACAUAUAUUAUCAGAAUAGCAUUGAUGACAAGUUACUGGUAGAGAAAAUCUUUGCCCAGUAUCUUGUCCCACACAAUUUGGAAACAGAAGAGAGAAUGAAAUGCUUGUAUUAUUUAUAUGCUAGCUUGGAUCCAAAUGCUGUCAAAGCACUGAAUGAGAUGUGGAAGUGCCAGAAUAUGCUUAGGAGUCAUGUACGAGAAUUAUUGGACUUGCAUAAGCAGCCCACUUCGGAAGCAAAUAGUAGUGCCAUGUUUGGAAAGCUGAUGACCAUAGCAAAAAACCUUCCAGAUCCCGGAAAAGCACAAGAUUUUGUGAAGAAAUUCAAUCAGGUUCUUGGGGAUGAUGAGAAACUUCGAUCUCAGCUCGAGUUGUUAAUCAGCCCUACAUGUUCAUGUAAACAGGCAGAUGUCUGUGUGCGGGAGAUAGCCCGGAAGCUUGCAAAUCCCAAGCAGCCAACAAAUCCUUUCCUGGAGAUGGUCAAAUUUCUUUUGGAAAGAAUUGCCCCGGUGCACAUUGACUCAGAAGCCAUUAGCGCACUAGUAAAGCUGAUGAAUAAAUCUAUAGAGGGGACAGCUGAUGAUGAAGAGGAGGGUGUAAGUCCUGAUACUGCUAUUCGUGCAGGACUUGAACUUCUCAAGGUUUUGUCUUUCACACAUCCUACCUCGUUCCACUCUGCAGAGACAUAUGAGUCUCUCCUUCAGUGCCUCAGGAUGGAAGAUGAUAAGGUAGCUGAGGCAGCUAUUCAGAUUUUCAGAAACACAGGCCACAAAAUAGAAACAGACCUGCCGCAGAUAAGAUCGACAUUAAUUCCUAUUUUGCAUCAGAAAGCAAAGAGAGGUACUCCUCACCAAGCAAAACAGGCUGUCCAUUGUAUACAUGCCAUUUUCUCAAAUAAAGAAGUGCAACUUGCGCAGAUCUUUGAGCCUCUUAGUAGAAGUUUGAAUGCUGAUGUUCCAGAGCAACUUAUAACUCCAUUAGUCUCUUUGGGCCACAUUUCUAUGUUAGCUCCAGACCAGUUUGCUUCUCCAAUGAAAUCUGUGGUUGCAAAUUUUAUCGUGAAAGAUCUCCUCAUGAAUGAUAGGUCAACAGGUGAGAAAAAUGGGAAAUUGUGGUCCCCAGAUGAAGAAGUUUCCCCAGAGGUUCUAGCAAAGGUGCAAGCAAUUAAACUUUUGGUACGCUGGCUCUUGGGUAUGAAAAACAACCAGUCUAAAUCUGCAAAUUCAACACUCCGGUUAUUAUCAGCUAUGUUGGUCAGUGAAGGAGACUUAACAGAACAGAAGAGAAUCAGUAAAUCAGAUAUGUCUCGUCUCCGACUGGCUGCUGGUAGUGCCAUAAUGAAGCUUGCACAGGAACCUUGUUACCAUGAAAUAAUUACCCCAGAGCAGUUCCAGCUCUGUGCUCUUGUCAUUAAUGAUGAGUGUUACCAAGUGAGACAGAUAUUUGCUCAGAAGCUGCACAAGGCACUUGUGAAGUUACUGCUCCCAUUGGAAUACAUGGCAAUCUUUGCCUUGUGUGCCAAAGACCCUGUGAAAGAGAGAAGAGCACAUGCCAGACAGUGUUUGCUCAAAAAUAUCAGUAUACGAAGAGAGUAUAUUAAGCAGAACCCUAUGGCUAAUGAAAAGCUGUUAUCUCUGCUGCCUGAAUAUGUGGUACCAUAUAUGAUUCAUUUACUGGCACACGAUCCAGAUUUCACAAAACCUCAGGAUGUCGAUCAGCUUCGUGAUCUCAAAGAGUGCCUGUGGUUCAUGCUUGAAGUUUUAAUGACAAAGAAUGAGAACAACAGCCAUGCCUUCAUGAAAAAAAUGGCAGAAAACAUCAAGCUUACCCGUGAUGCUCAGUCUCCUGAUGAGCCUAAGGCCAAUGAAAAACUCUACACAGUAUGUGAUGUAGCACUGUGUGUAAUCAACAGCAAGAGUGCUUUAUGUAAUGCAGAUUCACCAAAGGACCCCGUAUUGCCAACUAAAUUUUUUACGCAACCUGAAAAGGACUUCUGUAAUGACAGGAAUUAUAUUACAGAAGAGACAAGGGUUCUUCUUUUAACGGGAAAGCCAAAGCCAACUGGUGUAUUAGGUGCAGUAAAUAAACCAUUAUCUGCAACUGGAAGGAGACCUUAUAUUAGAAGCACAGGAUCAGAGACUGGAAGCAAUAUUAGUGUAAACUCAGAGCUGAGCUCUCCUGCAGGAAACAGAUCAAGGGAACAGAGUUCAGAUAUAUCAGAAACUGGGGUCAGCGAAAAUGAUGAAAAUCCAGUGAGGAUUAUUUCAGUCACGCCAGCAAAGACAGAACCUGUGAAAAACAAGGAGAUUCAUUCUGAUCAGGCUACACAAGGAAACAUUAGCACUGAACGUGGAAAAAAAAGAACGGCAGUGGCAGCUGGAUCAGAAAACAUUCAUCAAAAAACAGAAGAAAAAAAAGCAGAUGAAUCAGGACCACCAGCCCCUCCCAAACCUAGGAGAGGGCGUCCACCAAAGUCUGAAUCUCAGGGCACUACAGUAAAGAAUGAUGAAACAAACAAACCAUCUGGCAGGGGAAGGAAAAGGGCAGCAGUCAGUCAAGAGAGUUCAGGGAGUUUAGAGGCAGGUAAUGCCAAAGCACCAAAACAGCAAGACAUAGCAAAAAAAGCAGCACCAGCACAGAGACAAAUUGAUCUACAAAGAAGCCAGGUGCUGGGAAGUGAUGGAGAUUCACUGUUGGAGAUAGAAUCAAGUCCAGGAUAUUCAUCAAAUGAUAUGGAUCAUUUUAAAGCCUGUGAGAGCAGCCAGGAAGACAAUGAGGAUUCAGAGCUAGCAGAGGGAGGCUUCCUUAAGGUGCAGCAGGGAUUUUAUACAGGGCUGUUUUAAAUUUUUAUUGUAGUUUGUGCAGUAGGGAAGCAAGGAAUCCUAUUUUCCUGCUAUAAAAAUCACCUUUGAGUGUGAAACAUACUACAAAAUCUUAGCUUUUUAGACCAUAAGUAAUUAUUUGUGGCUAUCAGAAAAAGUAUUUGCUGAGUUACUUGCUUUUAGAUAAGAGUUCAAUUAUAGUCUUUUGUAGGCUUGAAUUCUUAAAGCAUUUGUUUUAAGUUACUCUCCCCAUUCUACUGUAUUAAUUCAGUCUGAUUCAACAAGAAAAAAUGCUAUUCAGUUAUGAAAAUGAAAGAAUAUAUCUGUCUUCAUUCAGGUUUCUGUAGCAUAGCUUUUGGUUAAAACAUGAAAAUACCCAGUAGGGAAAUGUAGACUUACUGAACCAUGCUGAGCUAGUUCAGAAAGAGAUACAAUAUAAUGCUGGAAGAUUAAAAGCACAAGUGAAGAGUCAAGCAUAUUGUAGAAACUUAAAUGUACACAUUGGUGAGGGCGGCUUUUAUGGUUCAG